This is a messenger RNA of Spizellomyces punctatus DAOM BR117, 5902 nucleotides long. RefSeq lists its product as uncharacterized. Gene Ontology annotation, biological process: rRNA processing. Bases 1758 to 5840 code for a protein of 1360 amino acids. The transcript has 3 exons. Gene Ontology annotation, molecular function: RNA binding; ribonuclease III activity. The record is from RefSeq and is a predicted model, not a curated record. NCBI's taxonomy places the organism in Eukaryota, Fungi, Chytridiomycota, Chytridiomycetes, Spizellomycetales, Spizellomycetaceae.
GUCACUCUGUACAGCUCCACGAACAGUACAGAGUCACUCGGUUUGUACUUCUGCAGUGGUGCCCAUAACCAUGGCCACUGAAGACUUUCAACUUCUGCAACGGCCCCGUCCUUAUCAAAUUGAGUUGUAUCAGCAAGCUCUUCAGCGAAACAUAAUUGCUUAUCUUGACACAGGCAGUGGGAAAACUCUGGUUUCGGUACUCUUACUGCAGAAUUACGCCUCAGACUUGGUAGAGAUCCGUAACGAUGAGUUGAUUGGCUUGAUCGACGCCCGGUUGGAUACUGACAAUGGCUUGGGAAAUCCUGUCACAACCGCUGCAAAGAGCUAUGUCGCGCGGCGGUCAGCGAGCGGUCUGAAACCUCAAGAGGCUGCCUCUACGGACAUGCUGAAUCAGGGCACAGGGACUGGUACAGUAAUACAGUCACCUCUGGCAGUAGAUAUGUCCCCAGAGGUACUGCUACCAGCCCAGCCGAAGAAAGUCAUUUUUCUUGUACCAACGGUUCCGCUCGUUUCUCAACAAGCAGCAAAAAUCAGAGCAAAUACCGAUUUAAUUGUUGGGGAAUAUUCUCGGGACGACAUUUCGUCUGUCGCAUACUGGGACGCAAUCGGAUGGUAUCAUGAGCUAUCUAAGCGGCACGUUCUGGUCCUCACGCCUCAAAUAUUUUUGAAUAUCUUGCGACACGGAUUCAUGAAAAUGUCAAGGGAUGUCAGUCUUCUCAUCAUUGACGAAUGUCACCACGCAGUCAAGCAUCACCCUUAUAAUGUCCUAAUGAAAGAGUUUUAUCAUACGAUAUAUCCUCCGGAGUCGAGGCCGAAAGUUUUCGGUAUGACCGCGUCGCCAAUAUAUCAGAAAGCGCACACCCACCAGGAUUCGCUUCUCCGUCUGCAAGAACUGCAGACUAACAUAGACUGCGUCGUGGUGACAGUGGCUGAUCGCAAGAGCCUACAAGCGUACGUUCCGAACGCCUCUGAGAAACUCGUCGAGUACUCCCCACCCUCGGGAGAUACUUCAAAUACGCGGUUGUCGAAGACCGGCACCUUGGGUACUCCAUCCGCCCGAUACUAUGCACACUAUCUGGACCGUCUCCGCGACUUGUACCAAAACUUUGCGUCCAAGCAGAAACAUGAAGCAGCGGAAAAAAUGGGCAGGAAUAUGGAGCAGAUCCAAGCUAUGGAAGAAGAGCUUGGGCCGUGGCUUGCCGGGAGAGCUGCGGAGGAUUUGGUACGGGGCAUGAACUCAUCGCGGGGCUGUUUAUCGGGACAUGGUAAGAGGGCAAGAAAUCAAGGCAGUCUGGAACCAACCAAAGCAGCGGACGCACGGAGUUACUCCGAGCUCGAGUAUGCUCCAUCAUUAAGCCAAGUCACAUCUUCCGACGUUACUCCAAAAGUGAUGACUCUCUUGCGCCUAAUUGAGGAGCGAGCGCAUCCGAACUCGACCGAAGAUAAUUGCGGCUCCCAUUUCCGUGCGAUGAUUUUCGUAGAGCGUCGAUUUACAGCAAAGGUGCUCUCAGUGUUCCUCAACUUGGUCGCCCAGGUGCGAUUUCCCAUCCUGAAAUCUUCAUACGUAACUGGUCACGGUGCUCAAUCAACGAGUGGUGAACCUGGUGGUCGAAGCUCAAUGACCAGUGCUUAUCAGAGAAAAGCUUUUGAUCGAUUCAGGGCUGGAGACGUGAAUACCCUUGUGGUUACCCGUGUGGCCGAAGAAGGAGUGGACAUGUAAGCUCAGACCUGCCUGCCGACUUGUGAUCGUAUUUGAUAUGUUCCGCUCUCACACAGGCUAUGUACAAUCAAGAGGCAGGGCUCGCGAUUUGGCCGGUUCUGAAUUUAUCAUUAUGGUGCGUCGGAAUAACAUGCAAGGUUUGCGCACUGUUGCACGAGCAAAGGUGGCGGAGAUCAUGACACGCAGUGUGGCCAAGGAAAUGCUGGGAAGAUCUCCAUCGCAAGCGAGCUCAUCGUCGGAUAGCAGAGAUCAAGUUUUGCGAAACGAGGAUGACAAUGAUACCACUGAGCGGUUGUUGGGAGCACAAGAUGUUCCGCUAAUUUCAAAAGCCGGGGCGAGCAUAUCGGCACUUGGUGCCCCACAGCUACUGCACCGUUAUUGCCAGGCCGUCUCGAAGGAUGGAAAGAUGGACCUUUCCGCCUUCUAUUCUGUGAUUUUAGAGCCUAGCAGUGCUGAGGCCUGGCAGACCUAUUCCGGCAAUUGCGAGGCAUCACUGUCUUCUGGCGACAGCACUCCUUUUGGGUAUGCCUUCCAAUUCCAAUUUCCUGACGGAACUGCUCUAGCAGGCGAUGUAGUAACCGGACAUCUUCGUGGUACGAGAAAACUUGCUCAGCAAAGCGUAGCACUUGAAGCUUGCCGACGCCUAUAUGCUAUUGGCGCCCUCAACGAACAUCUUCUCCCAAACAUCAAUUACAAAACAAAACCUGGUGCCUUUUCUCUUCCUGGCAUUCUCAAAAGAUGGCAGGCCCAUAACAACAGAGAGGUCAAAGAUCUAGCAUACGAAAAUGCAGGAACAUCCCUGAAAGCAAAUCUUCAGAAAGAAGACGUUCUCCAAGAAUACGAAAGGGGUGUAUCGAGGGUGUUCCAGAAGAACGAUAGCUGGUCUCAUCUGGAGGACACCGACUUGCCGUCCGCUGCUACAGCAACCUCCUGGCUGUACGUCACCAUUCUAUCCUUCGGUCCAGAGCUAGAAUCGUUUACUCGCGGACAGGAACCACCAGUCGAUGCUUUCACAUGUCUACUACAUAAGGGAGACCACUUUGAUGCAUCGUCCACGACCUUGAAUGAUUCCUGCAAAGGUCCUGCUUGUGAUCAACCUCUGUGUCGUCGGGCUGAAUAUAGACGGACACUGGCGAUACUCACCUCGAAGCCGUUACCGGUAGCAAGCGUCCCCAGCUUUCCAGUUUGGUUCGACGGCGAAAGAUCCUCUACAGUCGAAUUCAUAAGCUGGAACCCUUUAUCUCGCGCCACGAAUCAUGGGAAGAGCACCAUACAGCCCCUGCAAGCGACCAGUGAGAAGAAUGGCUCGGACAAUACGUCCAAGAGCAGCGUAAACAGUGGUGCAGAACCUGUUCCCUUCUGCAAUGAAGACCUCGCACUGGCCAGAAAGUUUCAAAACAAAUUCUGGGACAUGGUCCUCCGACGCCCGCCAGCAGAUAUCGCCGUUCCUGCGCCACACGUUUUGGGGAAAAGGAAACGACAUCCUGAGGAUGGUGACAGCCGAGCUGAUACCAGCGCUGUAGGACUACCUGCACGGCGUGAUUCGGACGAAACCAGUGUGCCGCCUCCCAUUCAAUGUGGCGGGGAUGGCUCCAAAACAAGUACAGUGACCGUACCGUCGCAGUUGGCAGGCAGCCACCAAUCCGAUCCCAUUCUAGCUGAUGCGGAGUCUGUGGCCUUCGAUGCUGACCCCAGAAUGUAUAUGGUACUCCCAAUGCGCAGGAUUCCUUAUUACACGGGCGAUUCUCUCGAUGUUGAAGAGGCCAGUGGUCGAACGCAUUCGGCAGUCAUGGGGGCGGAAGUACAGUCUUCGUCUUCUACGGAAACUAGUCUGCAAUCCUACGUAUGGGAACCUGACUGGGACACCGUUCGACGGGUCGUGGAACAAAAACUGUGUACUCUGUAUGACUGGAUCUCAUGCGUUGGGGUGGUCGCCGAGGAGCGUUCCUGUUGCAAGUUACCAUCAGGGGAGUAUGUGGACAGCAGCUCCAUUGGCGACGGUCGCAGAGUCGGACAGUCGGCGUCUUUCUUGGAUCGGUUAUCGUGCACAGGCCAGCCCGCAUUUGAUGAAUUCUAUGACCAUGUCUGCAGAGAAUUUGUUGAGCAGUCCACAUAUAAGCCUGAUGAUAAAGGCGACAGAACAACCAAGUACAGACCUGAUAUUCUACGGGAGAUCAAUCAAGUUCUCAAGCAGACGGUAGUUUGCACGACCCAUAAUAAUAUAAAGUAUUUACCUCAAGAGCUUAUGCCCAAUUUGGAACCGACAGCGCAGUUCAGAAAGGGUCGAUUUGGAGAGGUUCUCACGUAUAAAACCUACGUUGAAAAGCUGGGAUAUGCGGUAGUUCAUGAUCAGAGCGCCAUGGUGCAAGCAACUCAUUCCCCCUCCUUGCGAAACCAUUUGAAACCCCGCUUCAUAAAGCGAGGCGUCUUGACACAGCCUGGGAAGAUUCAUCAUAAGAACAAUACCGUGCUCCUAGUGCCCGAUGCCUGCCAAGUGCUCCCAUUACCCAUAGAUUUGUUUCGAAUAUCGUUGAUUUUUCCGUCGAUCCUACAUAAGGUGGAUAUUUACUGUAUGGUGGACGACUUCCGACAGGACAUGGAGCUUCCAGGAAUAUCAACAUCAACUUUAUUUACUGCGUUUGCAGCGCCGUCAGCCCAGGAAGGGACGAACUAUGAGCGUCUGGAGACCCUCGGAGACUCCUUUUUGAAAUAUGCGGUGUCAGUAGAUUUGUUCAGAAGAUUACCAACAGCUGAUGAAGGAGUUUUAUCGAGUCGCCGCUCAAGGAUCGUCAGCAAUCGGAACUUGUUCAAAAAAGCUGUCAAUAGGGGAUUUGGAAGUUUACUCAAUGUCACUCCCUUUAAUCCACGACAAUGGGCACCACCAGGACACGUUCCGUGGAAUCCAUUCAAGCGUUAUCAUUACCGAAGUCGCCAAAUAGACCAGGACGACGAGAACGUAAGCCCAUACAGCAGCAGAAGGGGUAUGUGGUGGCGGAUGAUCAGCCAGAAGAUGUUGGCAGACUUCAUGGAAGCAAUAGUUGGCGCGUACUAUACGGACGGCGGUAACGACGUCGCCCUGCACUUGCUCAAUAAAUUUGGACUCGUUUCAGACGUGAUAUUACCCAGUGGCACCGGUAUACUCAACAGAACUGACGCGCACAUCAAAGAUAGUAAGCAUGAUACGCCCACGAAUGAUGCGUUCAGUGAAGAAGAAGACAUCCAUAUAGACGAACCGAGAGUAGUUACUUGGUACAAUAGUGUAUCCAUGACGCCCAUUCCUGGGGAAUCCAAUCCCUUCAUAUCUUCCGACGAACAUCUUGCAAGGUUGCGGGCAUUGGAGCAGAUAUUAAGAUAUCGAUUCAAGGAUCAGCAGCUCCUUUACCAAGCAUUGACCCACACGUCAUAUAACGAUGGGCAUACCGAGUCUUAUCAACGGCUGGAAUUCCUGGGUGAUGCAGUUUUGGACUGGGUAUUGACCCGGUUCUUCUUCAAUUCAUAUCCUCAUUUGAGUCCGGCCACAUUGACAGAUCUGCGUCAGGCAGCAGUUAACAAUGAGAGCUUUUCUCGGAUGGCGGUAUCGUUAGGAUUGCAUCGGUGUUUACGCCAUGAAUCGUCGAGCCUUCAACUGGAGAUUGACAAAUACGUCCAGUACCUGGGGACACUUGAUGAUACCGCGCACCCUGUUGAGACCGUGCACGAGGGUCCAAAAGUUUUGGGCGACCUGUUCGAAGCCAUUGCUGGGGCUGUUUUCGUUGAUGCGGGUUGCGACAUUUCCACCAUGUGGAUGGUAUUCAGGCCACUAAUGAUGGAUUUUUUGGACAUUCAUGCGAAUCCGGACGUGGUCAGCAAGAGCCCGAUACGACAGUUGCAUGAAUACUUCCAGAAGAAAGGAUUUGCCGUUAAUGAUGUGGCAUAUAGAUUUGCAAACGACCAAGAGAAGUUCAUGUGCGAGAUACUGAUAAUGGACCAAGUGAUUGCAUACGCAGAAGCCAAUACCAAGCAUCUUGCAAAGCGACUUGCAACAUUUCAGGGCCUUGACUGGAUCAAGCGUUCGGAAGCGCAUAUUUCAGCUCUACUCGAGAGAAGUCGCGGAAUACGCGGAAUGAGUGCAGGCUCAUGAAUAAUUUAUAAUAUUUGGCAAAAGAAUGUACGGAGAAAAUAGAUGCAUAGCAUGAAAAGACA